UCCACUUCCGUAAAGUUCAGUAGAUGCGGUAGAGUUACUGCAAGUUACUGUAGGCUGCCUGUCCACGUUUUUUUGUGGUUUUUAUUUGGACUAGUACUUUUUUUAAUUUUCAAUAAUGAGUGAACUCAAACCAGAGGAAGAAACAGCAGCUGACGACAGCGGGGAGGAAAAAGACUGGGAAGCAGCGAAAGCUUUUUUUGACAGUUUGAAAACAAAAGUACCUCGGCCGCCCAAACCCCGGAAUGCCGUAACCAUUGCCGUCUCCUCCCGCACCCUCUUCAACAUGGUGGCAGAGAGGAAGCUGUACCAGGACGAAGGAGUGGAGAAGUAUGUCGCUUUUCAGGUGGAACAUGAGAACGAGCCCUUGAAGCCGGGACCGGCCUUCCCCUUCGUUAAGGCUCUCAUGAACGUCAACACUCGACUGAGGCAGCUUUACCCCGACAGCGAGGAGCUGUUUGACAUCGUCUUGAUGACUAACAACCACGCUCAAGUUGGCGUGCGCCUCAUUAACAGCAUUAAUCACUACGGUUUGACCAUAGAGAGAUUCUGUAUGACUGGAGGGAAAAGUCCUAUAGGUUACCUAAAGGCCUACAUGACAAACCUGUACCUCUCAAAAGAUUCAGAGAAAGUUACAGAGGCCAUAGACGAAGGAAUUGCUGCAGCUACCAUGUUUAUGUCAGAAAAGGAGAGCGACCUGAGCGACUCUCAGCUGAGAGUGGCGUUCGAUGGCGACGCCGUCCUCUUCUCAGACGAGUCUGAAAUCAUUGUGAAGCAGCACGGCCUCGACAGUUUCUUUGAGCACGAGCAAAAGUUUGAGAACAAACCCUUGGCUCAGGGCCCUUUAAAAUGCUUCCUGGAGGCUCUCGGCAAACUUCAGAGAAAGUUUUAUGCCAAGAACGAGCGCAUAGAUUGCCCGAUCAGAACCUUCCUGGUCACGGCCCGCAGUGCAGCCAGCUCCGGCGCUCGCGUCCUGAAGACCCUCCGCAGCUGGGGCCUGGAGAUCGACGAGGCCCUCUUCCUGGCCGGGGCUCCCAAGGGGCCCCUGCUGCAGAAGAUCAGACCUCACAUCUUCUUCGACGACCAGAUGUUCCACAUCGAGGGGGCCAAGGAACUGGGAACCAUAUCCGCGCACGUCCCUUAUGGAAUCGGACAGAAGUACCACAAGGGGAAACUCAUUCAGCAACCCGAAAAGAAGGAGUAGAUAAGCACUACGUUGUAAUUUAUCUGCAGUGGAAGACAUUUGCUCCAAAUUAAUAAUAUAUUUUAAAACUACCCCUCUAAAGAAAAAGUUGGAUUUAGUUUAUUAUAUGUUUUUUUUUUUUAACCAGUAAGGUGAGAAUAGGAUUUUUGCCAUAAUGUAUUUACACCGUAUAGUUAAAUCAUGCACCACAACGUUUCUUAAAAGACCUUACCUUUCAGUCACGUCCGCUUUCUCUUUAGUCAGGAAUAAAAACUUUUUAAAAAUAAA
Molecule: messenger RNA, 1468 nt
Organism: Fundulus heteroclitus (mummichog)
Lineage: Eukaryota; Metazoa; Chordata; Actinopteri; Cyprinodontiformes; Fundulidae
Product: cytosolic 5'-nucleotidase 1A
Exons: 6
Coding region: 116-1201 (361 amino acids)
Biological process (GO): nucleotide metabolic process; adenosine metabolic process
Cellular component (GO): cytosol; cytoplasm
Molecular function (GO): nucleotide binding; magnesium ion binding; 5'-nucleotidase activity
Source: RefSeq, a predicted model, not a curated record